AUGGGGGGUUCAAUGGGCUUUCUUGGAAAAGGGGUACCACCGACACAGAUGAUGAACAUCGUAAUGGGUUCACUCUACAAACAAUUCACCAAGAAAGCUAUCAACAACUUCGACGAUUUCCACGUUGCUGUUUUAGACAUCUUCAACAACUUCAACUCGGCUUUACCAGGACGACACUUUGAUUUCCCGACCCCUGACGAAAUAAAGGCUUGUUUCACGCGGUGGAAAGAAACUGAAGACGAAGAAGAGAAGAAGAAAGUGUUCACAGAACUCAUUGCAAAGAAAGUGAAGCCAAGUAAACUCGAUGACGUCACUAUGAUGACCGGAAUAGCAUCUCCUCCGGCGGCUAUGGCGGCUAAGAGAGCAGGAGAGAAUGUUCCUCAGCUAAAAUUCAUCAAACUCAUACCUGAUGUUAUAUUCGUCCCUACUGUCACCAUUAUGGCCAUUGUCUCUGCUAAACUCUCAAGAAGAAUGUAUUUGAAAUAA
Molecule: messenger RNA, 486 nt
Organism: Eruca vesicaria subsp. sativa (arugula)
Lineage: Eukaryota; Viridiplantae; Streptophyta; Magnoliopsida; Brassicales; Brassicaceae
Source: the annotation of a GenBank genome assembly